Sparassis crispa is the source of this 2103-nucleotide messenger RNA. RefSeq lists its product as hypothetical. Gene Ontology annotation, cellular component: plasma membrane. The transcript has 7 exons. NCBI's taxonomy places the organism in Eukaryota, Fungi, Basidiomycota, Agaricomycetes, Polyporales, Sparassidaceae. Bases 1 to 2103 code for a protein of 700 amino acids. Gene Ontology annotation, molecular function: magnesium ion transmembrane transporter activity. Gene Ontology annotation, biological process: magnesium ion transmembrane transport; intracellular magnesium ion homeostasis. The record is from RefSeq and is a predicted model, not a curated record.
AUGGCUUCGAUUGGCGGCCCUUCCGGAUACCUCGUCCAUCUCCCAGAACCUCUCGCAGUGCUCCCAGACCACAACACUGAUCGUGUACCAACAAUGGACAGGGAUGAUCAUGACAUCUAUCGUGGAGAACUCUCAUCAACCCCUAGGUCUACUUCCCCGUCCUCUGCAAGUUCUGCUUCGUCUUCGAGCUCCACCUCCGGCGGACAUCUCGGUGCACUCACCGCUGUUGUCGAGCAUGCAAUUGCCCGCUGGGCACGGGCUUGGGCCUCGUCGUCGUCGUUGGAGACAUCGUCUUCUUCUUCCGACAUGUCGAUGGUCACCAUGACCAAAUCCCAAAUGGCUCGGCGGCGCAGGAGGCGACGCAGCAUCGCAGAUGCCCACAACGCACGCUCAGAGCGUGAGGUGGCUGCUCGCAUCAAGGCUCGCGAGGAGUCCAGGCAUAUCCCUCGUGCAUUCGAUCUCUACGUGCCGUAUCCCUUGGACCUUCCGUCAGCGGGGACAGCCGCCGAUCCGGACGGGCUGCGCAAGCAUGCUGUGCAUACCUCAUCUCUCCCGCUAAUUUUGUCGCAUCUCGCUGCCACUCUGAGAGAGAAUGCGAAGGCACGGCGUGGCAGAAUUCACACUGUGUCUCCGGAAGCGCCUGCCUCUUCUCGCCUCCUCCUCCACGACUACAUGAUGCCGGAACAGUCGGCAGAGUCUCAUCUUUCAUUUGCCUUGCCAGAUGGACCCACGCGCCCGAGGAUGAGGAAGGGAAAAAGAAGAGCUGCUACAGCCCCCGCCGCGGCGAUGCAGAUGACGCUAUCUUCAGGCGACGAGACGGCAUGGUGGCUCGAUGUGGCAUCUCCUACCUGGGAGGACAUGAGCGCGAUUGGGAAGCUUCUGCAUCUGCACCCUUUAACGCUUGAAGAUAUCCUGCAACAGGAUCCGCGAGAAAAAAUAGAACUUUUCCCAAAAUUAGGAUAUCAUUUCAUUGCAUUCCGAGCCAUAGAAAGUCAGAAGACGCGGGAGCUGCGCUCCGUCAGCGGUGGCCACGAGCCAUCUCUCGGAGUAAUGGAGGAAGGUCUGGUUGGUGAAGUGAAUGUAUAUCUAGUUAUUUUCCGCGAUGGUGUCUGCUCGUUUCAUUUCGCAGAUAUCGGAGAGCAUGUGGAUCGUGUUCGGAACAAGAUUUUGAAACUUGCAGAAAGUGUUAACAUGUCCUCCGACUCGAUCGCUCACGGCAUCAUGGAUUCAAUCGUCGAUUCCGUGUUUCCAAUACUGGAUGGGAUCGAGAAAGAAGUGGCAGAGAUCGAGAACCAUGCGGCGUCGAGCUUUGACGACAAGGGGUACUCCGUGGAAACUGUUCAGACUACCUGUGACGGGUCGCAGAACUCGUCAUCCAACGACCAGCCAUCGAACGACGAGAAGAUGGAGUCGCCAAUUUCUAUGACGGAGAAGAUCGAGCUUGGGAGGCCUGUCGUCAGACGGAGGUCGCUUUUUUCGCUUCCCACCAAUGUUCCUUCGCUUCCUCGUCGGCUGCUAUACCACAUCCGCGAAAUUAUUUCACACUUCCGGGUUGUAUUCAUGCACUCUUCAAUCCUCACCACCACGGCUACCGUCCACCGCAUAGCGCGAACUCGGAAGAUCGUAACAUCGCUGGCCCGUUUCUUGGCCCAUAAGUCCGAAGUGGUAGCGCAGAUUCAGAAGCGCUUGUUUCUCACGGGUGGCACUGGAAACGGGAAGGACUAUGAGAUGUUUAUUUAUAUGGGCGACGUUCAAGAUCAUAUUCUGACGUUGCAACAAUCCUUGGCCCACUACGACCGCGUACUCAGCCAAGCUCAUCCAACGUACAUCGCUCGUCUCCGUCUUUCCUUGUCUCGAGCCCAAUCAGGGACUGACAGGGCUAUCCUCACUCUAACCACCAUCAGUAUAGGUGUAGUUGCCGUACAAAUGGUUAUCGGUCUGAACUCCAUGAAUGUCCUCCUGCCCACAAACAGCCACACUGGCCAUCGGUACUGGCUCUUUGGUAUUGUUAUUUCGGCUUCAACGCUCGUUCUACUCGCCUACGCACUGCUCCUCAGAUGGUGGUGGGUCGGGGCCAAGAAGAAGCGGAGGAAUUAUCUGUGA